This is a messenger RNA of Drosophila persimilis, 1821 nucleotides long. RefSeq names its product cdc25-like protein phosphatase twine. Gene Ontology annotation, biological process: positive regulation of G2/MI transition of meiotic cell cycle; G2/M transition of mitotic cell cycle; protein dephosphorylation. Gene Ontology annotation, molecular function: protein tyrosine phosphatase activity. The transcript is spliced from 2 exons. Gene Ontology annotation, cellular component: nucleus; cytoplasm. Lineage: Eukaryota; Metazoa; Arthropoda; Insecta; Diptera; Drosophilidae. The record is from RefSeq and is a predicted model, not a curated record. Bases 164 to 1456 code for a protein of 430 amino acids.
CGGUGAAAGGCGCCAAAAGGUUUUGCCGCGAAAAGCGAAAAGGAAAAGACAGACUAAAAGGAAGGCCAGAGAAUCGCACCCAAAGCACGCUUUUCACGCAUUUAAAAUAAUCCAAAGCUAAAUUAGGAAAAUCAGUAAUUCUCACAGCAGCUGUCUGUGAAUUAUGGCCUGCAAGCGGCUGAUGCUCGAUGAUGAGGAACAAGAUGAUGGUUUUAGCUUCGAUUUGGAGAAUCAGGAGAAUAUUCCGACCAAUAAUAUGGCGAAACGUCGCAAGGGGCUGCUGGAGACGCCACUGCAGCGCAUGCUCAAGCGGCACAUUCCCGCCAAUUCGGCCACCGCACUGUCGCCGAUCACCGAGCUGUCGUACAAUAUGCGCGGCGCCCGUCUGAAUGAGUGCGCCAGUGGCACACCCAAGUCCACCAACACCCUACGAACCUUCAAUAGCAUCAAUAGCAUAGCCUCUAGCUACGAUUCGGGCAACUCCCUGGACGACGAGUACCUGCACAUGUUCGAAUUGGACCAGAGAGAUGCUGUUGGCCAUGAUUUGCCUGUGGGUUUGCCCGACGAUCUGGAGCAACUGAUUACUGGCCAGCUGAAGACGGACCACAUCUCGGAGAGCAGCAGCGAACCAAAGGCCCGCUCGGCACGUCGCUGCCUGAGCAUGCUGCCCAGUGACCCGGCGGAAGAGGACUCCAAUGGUAGCAGCGUGUCUGUGCUUAGCCACAAGACGUCACCCAGCGCCACCCGCAUGCUGCUGCGCAAGUCCGUGUCCAUGAACGAUGCCGACAUUCUCACAGCCCUGGGCGACGAGCCCGAAUUGAUUGGGGAUCUGAGCAAACCAUGUGCCCUGCCCUGCCUGAUCGCUGGUACCCGUCAUCGGGACUUGAAGACCAUUUCGUGUGAUACCCUGGCGCGCCUGAUCAAUGGGGAUUUCGGCGAGCAGCUGGGCAACGACUGCUACCAGAUCAUCGACUGUCGCUAUCCGUACGAGUACGAGGGCGGGCACAUACGCGGCGCCCAGAAUCUGUACACUCGGGCCCUCAUCAAGGAGGCCUUUCCGGCUGCCGCAUUGAAGCCUGUGCCAGGACAGCGCUACAUCUACAUCUUUCACUGUGAGUUCUCGUCGGAGCGUGGACCGAAGCUGUUGCGCUUCCUGCGCAGCAACGAUCGCAGCCAGCACACGCACAACUAUCCGGCCCUGGACUAUCCGGAGCUGUAUCUGCUGCACAACGGCUACAAGGAGUUCUUCAAUCUCCAUGCGAAUCUCUGCGAACCCCGCGGCUAUGUGCCCAUGCUGGCGCCCGCCUACAACGAGGAAUUCCGCCACUUUCGGGCCAAGACCAAGUCGUGGCAGUGCGGCGAUGGCGACGGCGCUGACAGUGGCAUUGGCGGCGGCGGCAGUACCGGAUCCCGUACCCUGCGCAAAUCACGUUCCCGCUUGCUUUACGCCGAGUAAGCGGCGCCCAUCCUCAUCCACCUCUCCAUAAUAAUUAUUCUAAAACAAAAUUAAUCGCUAGGAUUGAAAGGACGCAAAUUUAUAGUUUCGUUUCGUUUCGUUGAUUUUUGUUCAAAUGUUGAGUUUUUCCCUUUAAGAUUUAAUGUUUAUUCGUAUUUCGAUUUCUAGUUGAGAGUUUUAUACAUAGAAAAACCCCACACCAACCAAAAAAAAGAAAAGAAAUGUUCUCUAGUCAGUGAAAGUGAAAAUUUCGAAUUGAUUUAGUUUAUUGUUUGUGUUCGGCAUUUUAAAGUUUAGUUGCAAAAUAUAUAUUUGUAUUUCGUGUUUAAUUUUAGUUUUAAUCCAAUAUAUUUGUAAAUCAAAUG